Molecule: messenger RNA, 3083 nt
Organism: Sciurus carolinensis (gray squirrel)
Lineage: Eukaryota; Metazoa; Chordata; Mammalia; Rodentia; Sciuridae
Gene: Ilvbl
Product: ilvB acetolactate synthase like
Exons: 15
Coding region: 898-2790 (630 amino acids)
Biological process (GO): L-valine biosynthetic process
Cellular component (GO): acetolactate synthase complex
Molecular function (GO): flavin adenine dinucleotide binding; magnesium ion binding; thiamine pyrophosphate binding
Source: RefSeq, a predicted model, not a curated record
AAGGAAGGAGGGCCUUAUGGUGUUCCUUUCCAGCUCACUCAUUUUACAGGUGGGGAAAGCAAGUCUCAACUAGUCCGGAGUGUUUGGUGGGGAGAUUCUUUUAAGGCUUAGUCCCCAUUUCCAAGUUUUUUAUGGGUCCUGGACUUUGCCACUACUAAGAGAUAAGGGGAACUAUCGGUGCCUGGGUACUCACACUCUGCCUGCCUCCUUACCCAGGGCCCGAGCCCUUAUCACAGAGCGGAGGGACACCACCAGGAUCGUACUUUUUUAACCCAGUGGCAUCAGUGGGCUGAAGGCAGACAUGAGAGGGUGUGGCUGUGAUAAUUGCACUUUGCUGAGCUUAAGUUUUAGAGGAAUUUCUCAUCCAUCCCUUACCAUCUCCCAAAAGUAGGUGCCGUUGUUUCUUUUUUCAUUUCCACAGAGGAGAGGGUGGUCCACAGAGGUUGUUUGCUCAAGGCGAUGGAAUGGGUAGAGCUGACCCCACAGAUCUCCCUCCAAACCUCUUGCUCUCUGUCAAGAAUUUACUCCUUCCUGGGCCCUUUACUCAAUCCUCCCUUUUCUAGUGAGCAGCCGUGUCACUGAUGUUGAAGUCUGUAGAGAUUUAAGGCUGGGAGGAUGCUGGGGCUGGGAGGCGUGGCUUGGUCUCUGCCAGCAGGUGUGCUUCUGUUCCAGGCAUGUGGUGGCUGGCAGCUUGCCAGCUGGCCCUGGGCCUGCUCAGCAGUGAGUAGGAGGGAGCAGGUAGGCUGAAGUAGCAGUCCAAGUGCCUGGCCCUGCAGGGAUACCCUGCCAGUGGCUCCCUGCCCUGGCCACAUUACCUUGUGUUCUGUAUGUCUACCUUCCCUGUCCUCUUUUCUUGCUUGUCCCAAGAAAGGCAGUGUAACAUGGGUACUUAAGAAUAUGGGUUCUUUCUCUAAUACUUUGAAUCUUGCUUGGGCAAGUCUUGGUGUCCUUACCUGGAUGAGAGAGAUAAAGACAAGAGACUAUGAUAAGAUGAUGUGCCCUGCCCUGAGCCUAAUGUAUAGUAUGGUGGAUGAGGCGAGUGUCCGGCAUGGAGGGGAGCAUGUGGCAGCUGUGCUGAGGGCCCAUGGUGUACGGUUCCUUUUCACACUGGUUGGUGGGCACAUUUCCCCACUGCUGGUGGCCUGUGAGAAGCUAGGCAUCCGUGUGGUGGACACACGCCAUGAGGUCACUGCUGUCUUUGCUGCUGAUGCUGUGGCUCGCCUGACAGGGACGGUGGGUGUGGCAGCAGUGACGGCGGGGCCUGGCCUCACCAACACAGUGACUGCUGUGAAGAACGCUCAGGUGGCACAGUCUGCAGUCCUGCUUCUGGGAGGGGCUGCCAGUACCUUGCUGCAGAAACGGGGUGCGCUCCAGGCCAUUGAUCAGAUGUCCUUAUUCCGGCCGCUCUGCAAGUUCUGUGCAUCUGUACGGAGGGUGCGGGACAUUACUCCCACUCUGAGGGCUGCAAUGGCUGCUGCCCAGUCGGGCACCCCAGGUCCAGUGUUUGUGGAGCUUCCUGUCGAUGUGCUGUACCCCUACUUCAUGAUCCAGAAGGAGAUGGUGCCAGCCAAGUUGCCCAAGGGCCUCAUGGGUCGAGUGAUCUCCUGGUACUUAAAGAAUUGCCUGGCUAACCUGUUUGUGGGGGCUUGGGAGCCUCAGCCUGAAGGGCCCCUGCCCCUGGACAUCCCCCAGGCAUCCCCCCAACAGGUUCAGCGCUGUGUGGAGAUCCUGAGCCGGGCCAAGAGGCCCCUGUUGGUGCUGGGGAGUCAGGCCCUGCUGCCCCCAGUACCUGCUGACAGGCUUCGGGCUGCUGUGGAGACCCUAGGCGUCCCCUGCUUCCUGGGGGGGAUGGCACGGGGGCUGCUGGGCCGCAACCACCCCCUGCACAUCCGGCAGAACCGCAGUGCUGCCCUGAAGAAAGCAGAUGUUGUCCUCCUGGCAGGAACUGUGUGUGACUUCCGCCUCUCCUAUGGCCGAAUCCUCAGCCGCAAAAGCAAGAUAAUUAUCAUCAAUCGGAACCGGGAUGAUAUGUUGCUCAACUCAGACAUCUUCUGGAAGCCCCAGGAGGCUGUGCAGGGAGAUGUGGCCUCCUUCAUGCUGAAGCUGGUGGAAGGCCUUCAGGGCCAGACAUGGGCUCCAGAGUGGGCAGAAGAGCUGCGGGAAGCGGAUCGACAGAAGGAGCAGACAUAUCGGGAGAAGGCAGUGAUGCCCAUAGCCCAGCACCUGAACCCAGUGCGGGUGUUGCAGCUGGUGGAGGAGACCCUGCCGGACAACUCGUUUCUUGUGGUUGACGGUGGGGACUUUGUAGCCACUGCUGCCUACCUUGUACAGCCCCGUGGCCCCCUGCGCUGGCUUGAUCCUGGGGCCUUUGGGACUCUGGGAGUAGGCGCAGGGUUUGCACUUGGGGCCAAGCUGUGCCAUCCAGAUGCUGAGGUCUGGUGCCUGUUUGGAGAUGGAGCCUUUGGUUAUAGUCUCAUCGAGUUUGACACGUUCGUCAGACACAAGAUUCCAGUGAUGGCCUUGGUAGGGAAUGAUGCUGGCUGGACUCAGAUUUCUCGGGAGCAGGUGCCCAGACUGGGCAGCAAUGUGGCCUGUGGCCUGGCCUACACUGAUUAUCACAAAGCAGCUAUGGGCCUGGGGGCCCGGGGCUUGUUGCUCUCACGGGAGAAUGAAGAUCAUGUAGUGAAGGUGCUUCGUGAUGGCCAGCAGCAGUGCCGGGAUGGCCACCCAGUGGUGAUCAAUAUUCUCAUUGGGAGGACGGACUUCCGUGAUGGCUCCAUUUCUGUAUAGAGCCUUGUGGGUCAGUACACUUAGCUCCCUUCCUACAUCUGGACUCUGCCUGGAUGGUUUGGAGUAUCAUCCUUGCCUGCUCUGGGCUUAUUUCACAAGGUUAAUAACUUCACAAUACUCCCUGAGGAGGGAAUGGAGGGACCAAAGUUCAGGAGGCACCAGGCAGCCCUGGAGAGCUUUGGGCCUUUUUCUAUGGACCCAACUGUGUCUCUCUACCCCACUCUCUUAGGGACUGAAUAAAUCACUUCUGGCCCACGGGGGCCCAAGGACUCAGUUGCAGAACCUGUGCAUAU